ACUUAGCAUAGAUACCAUAUAGAUUCUUUUUGUUCUACCAACAAAUUUGCAAUUGUUUUCCGUAUUGAGGCCACUCGAACUUUGGGAGUUGUACUAUUUUGAUAUGUGUGCCGUACAAAGUGAUGUUGAACGCAAGGAGAAUGAGAUAUCAUGCCUGGCUGACAUCUAUGGGAGAGAGUUUGAGCAAAUCUCUAUCUGUCCGAGCCGGUACAAGGUUGUUAUCGAUAUGGGGAACGACUUACCGCCGGUCAUCUUGUCGAUCAGUCUGCCGGAAGACUAUCCAAACAAGCCACCUCGGUACGAAUUACAUUUCAAUUUAGAAAAUUGGCAGACGCACACUUUUGUGUCAGAAACUUCGCUAGCGUCUAUGAUCAAUCCAUUAAUGCAGCUGCACGAUCCGGAUAAUCAAUGCAAUCUUGUACGGGCUAUAGAGUGGGUUAGAGAAAAUGCGCCGAGCUAUGUCAGACUUCCUUCAAGCGAAGAUAACAGCGAGUGUGUAUCGCCGAACCAAAGAACUUUGGGAGACCGCGUGCCUAAAGAGAUGCAGUCUAAACACAAGUCCGGAGGGCCCCUGCCGACCAUUUUUCACGGCUCGAUUACGACGAACAAAAAAAGUCGGUUUCAAGCUCACCUGGCAUGUGCCAUCUCAGACCUUGAGGUCAACCAAAUUUUAGAAGAAAUUUGUACAGACAAAAAAAUUGCGUCUGCCACCCAUCCUUGCAUCUACGCCGUCCGACUUCAAUUAGAUCCUAACGAGGAACCUGUCGAGAUGCAGCAUAACGGCGGCGAGGCAGGUGCUGCACAGCGGCUAAUGCACAUUUUGCACACUAGGAAAAUAAAAAAUAUUCUUAUUGUUGUGACGCGGUGGUUCGGAGGAACAAUGCUAGGCCCGGAUCGUUUUCGUGAGAUUACGGCGAGCGCCAAUACGUUGCUGAAUUUGGUUUUUUUAAACACUGAAGAAGCCAACAGCCAAAGCUUAGAAAACAAACCAAUUUGGGAGGUCGGCCAACAUCUUCAGAAGGAAGGUAAUAGACUGAGAGUUGGAUACCGGUCUUCUGCGCAGUCAGACAUUCAAGAAUGCACGUUACGAGCAUUUCAGACUAGGAAGAUUGGGUACCACCAACUGGAGUAUCUAAAGAGAGAAACGGAUGAAAAAAAACUGUGGGAAAGACAGACUGGAAAACACAUCCGCAUUGGGAAACGAUGACCGCAUCAAUUACAGAUGGCCAUGCUUCACUCGUGUGUUUCGGUCGGUCCAAGUAGGACGAAAAGUUUCUCUGCAUAUUUGUGUGUACACAUGCAUUAACCAAUACAAAAAAAACGCGACACUGACGUGCUACUUGAGGCUAGAACAUAGGCUUAUUCUGCGCGGAAUUGGCCAGUUCGUGCAGUUCUUUGGGAACCUUGUUGCCUGUCUUGAUUAGCAUUUGUUUGAGGGCUGGCAUGAUUUCGACAUCCUCUCUCUUGAUAAAGCUGGUGGCCAAGCCGUCUUCUCCUGCUCUUCCCGUACGUCCGAUUCUAUGUGUGUACUCGUCGAUAGUCUUUGGCAGGUCGUAGUUGAUUACAUGGGUGACUCCCUUGAUAUCUAAGCCGCGACCGAUGACAUUUGUUGCCACCAGAAUGUCUACUUCUUUUGCUCGAAAUUCUUCUAUUGCCAGUUCUCGCUGCGCCUGGGGCUUUCCGGAGUGCAGUACGGCUACAAUGUAUCCAAGGCGGCUCAAAAAUUUGGCGAUCAUGUCGCAAUUCUUUUUCUGAUUCAGAAAAAUAAUAAUGGGUGGUGGUGGCCCAUGUUCCAGUAUUUCUUGUAGGCGUCUACGUUUGUCGGCUUCUCCUUUGACGAACUCGACUACUUGUUUGAUUCUGUCUACGGUUCUUCCCACUUCUCCAAUAUACACAUAAGCUGGCUUCUUCAAAUAUUUGGCCGCAAUUCGUUCGAUCGCAGGAGGCAUCGUCGCAGAGAACAAAACCAUCGUUCGAGAGGCGUUUCCUUUAUCGGGUUCUUGCUGAGUGGCCGAACUUUCGUCUUCGCUCUUCAGCUUGGAACGAGGCAUCGCUUCUAGAACUUCGAGCAGCUGCGAUUCGAACCCCAAGUCUAUCAUUUGAUCACCUUCAUCUAACACGACGUAGUUGCAUUGACUGAGCACUAUGUAAAAGCUUCUCAGUAAGUCGACCAGGCGUCCAGGCGUCGCCACAAUUAAUUCGCAGCCCUUCCGCAGCGCCGAGACUUGAGUCUGGAUGUCGACUCCGCCGACUAACAACACUACACGGAAUUUCUUGUAUUUCGUGAAUUUCAAGGCCUCUUGUUCGAUUUGCUGCGCCAAUUCUCUAGUAGGUGCGAGCACGCAUGCGCAUGGACCGUCCUCAUCCGUCUUAGACGUAAGGGGAAGAAGUCUGGAUAUAUAAACCAACAAAGGAAUGAGAAAAGCUGCCGUUUUUCCACUCCCAGUUUCGGCAAUUCCAAUCAUGUCGCGUCCUUCCAGGCCUAUUGGAAUCGCCUGCAUCUGAAUCGCGGACAAGUUCUCAUAUCCCAUGUCCUUCACCGCGCUAAGCAGCCAGUCUGGUAGACCAGAUUCGUGCCAAUAGCGAAUGGGAUGGGGAAUUCCGCCACCUUUUGUCGAAAUGUUGUGGUCUUCUUUGAAAAUUCUCCAAUCUCUCGCCGUCAUUUGUUCGAGCCUCUUUUCGCGCCAGUUUAACCCGCUGUUCUUAUAUUCCUCCUUGAUUUUGCGCAACCUCUCGUCGUAACGGCGGCAACUCUCCCGAUUUUCCGUGUGCUUGAGCAUUGCCUUCAGCUGCUUCUCCUCGUCGAUUCCGGCCACCGAGCCAGUGCCAAAUUGCGGUCGGAACAACACCCUCUUAUUAUACAGCGAAUUCAUUUCGUUGCUUGUGUCCUCGCUCAAAUCCCAAUGAGUGGGCUUUGUGUUGAACUUAUCGCUAGGCUUCAAAACCCUCUUGCGCUUCUCAACUAUCCCGAGCCUCUGACGCUUUAUCUCCUCAAUCUCCUUUUCGCGUUCGUGCCAGUCAUACUUCUGAAUGUACAUGGGCGGCGAGUCCGACGACUCAUUGGGGGGUCUCUCGUGUAUCUGAGACCCCUGCGCCCUCUCCGCUAUCUCGCGUUUGACGGCCUCUUGCCUCAGCAGCAACGCCUGCUCGCGUCUCUGAGCCUUCGUCAAAAA
This is a messenger RNA of Schistocerca gregaria, 3173 nucleotides long. RefSeq names its product protein IMPACT-like. The transcript has 2 exons. The record is from RefSeq and is a predicted model, not a curated record. Gene Ontology annotation, biological process: regulation of translational initiation. Lineage: Eukaryota; Metazoa; Arthropoda; Insecta; Orthoptera; Acrididae. Bases 104 to 1207 code for a protein of 367 amino acids. Gene Ontology annotation, molecular function: protein binding. Gene Ontology annotation, cellular component: cytoplasm.